This is a messenger RNA of Eurypyga helias (sunbittern), 1427 nucleotides long. RefSeq names its product plexin domain containing 2 (gene PLXDC2). The record is from RefSeq and is a predicted model, not a curated record. Bases 1 to 1113 code for a protein of 370 amino acids. Lineage: Eukaryota; Metazoa; Chordata; Aves; Eurypygiformes; Eurypygidae. The transcript has 11 exons.
AUGAAUGCUGCUGUACAAAAGGUACAUGAGCCAACUUGUACGGUGACGGCCAAACCACCGGGUUUCAUAUAUACUGGAGAAGUUGUACAUCGAAUGUUAACAGCUACACAAUAUAUUGCACCCUUAAUGGCAAAUUUUGACCCCAGUGUGUCAAGAAAUUCAACAGUCAGAUACUUUGAUAAUGGCACAGCACUAGUUGUCCAGUGGGACCAUGUGCAUCUGCAGGAUAACUACAACCUGGGCAGUUUCACUUUUCAGGCCACCCUUCUCAAUGAUGGGCGUAUCAUUUUUGGCUACAAAGAAAUUCCUGUCGCUGUCACACAGAUAAGUUCAACCAACCACCCGGUGAAAGUGGGACUCUCAGAUGCAUUUGUGGUCGUGCACAGGAUCCAGCAGAUUCCCAAUGUCCGUAGAAGAACAAUUUAUGAAUACCACCGAGUGGAGCUACAGAUGUCAAAGAUUACCAAUCUCUCAGCUGUUGAAAUGAUACCUCUUCCAACUUGUCUCCAGUUUACCAGCUGUGGGCCCUGUGUCACUGCCCAAAUUGGUUUCAACUGCAGCUGGUGCAGUAAACUCCAAAGAUGCUCCAGUGGAUUUGACCGUCACCGGCAAGAUUGGGUAGACAGUGGCUGCCCUGAAGAGUCAAAAGAUAAGAUUUGUGAGAAGACUAUAGACACAACGGAAACACCUCCAUACUCCACCACCAUCCUUCUGCCAACCACCACAAAGUUCAGAGUUUUAACGACCACCAGAGGAUCCACCACUUCUCACCUGCCAACUAGUCUCCCCACAGAAGAUGACACCAAGAUUGCACUGCACCUAAAAGAUAAUGGAGCUUCCACAGAUGACAGUGCAGCAGAGAAGAAGGGUGGAACGCUUCAUACCGGCUUGAUUGUUGGCAUUCUAAUCCUGGUCCUUAUUGUGGCUGCAGCCAUCCUCGUGACUGUCUAUAUGUAUCAUCAUCCAACGUCAGCAGCUAGUCUCUUCUUUAUAGAGAGACGUCCAAGCAGAUGGCCAGCAAUGAAAUUCAGAAGAGGAUCUGGACAUCCUGCCUAUGCUGAAGUGGAACCUGUUGGAGAAAAAGAAGGUUUCAUCGUAUCAGAGCAGUGCUAAAAUUUAGGACAAAACACCAGUACUGGCCUACAGGUGUAAGACAUUUACUUUGCCUCUCUAAAGAAAAGGAGCCCUAUGCUGCUGUAGCCUGAUAGCAAGAAGAUUUUGGAUAAGUUUUGACCAAGAGGAAAAACUAUCUAAGAUACCAGAUCACCACUGCACAGUAGUUUUUGUUAGUGGACUGAGACACAAUGGGUCAUGCAGAACACUUGUCAGUGGAUACCUGUGGUAUCAGAACUAUGGCACAAGUGCCAUGUUAUUGGCUUUAGGUAUGGGGAUGCACAGUAAUUGAAAACAUAAUAAAGAUUUGGUGC